AUGGGAGGAAUCAAUAAAAAGAAUAACUAUAGUUACGGGAGCUUAGGUAACUCAAGCAGAGGCAAAAGCCAAAAUCAGAAGAAUUCAGCCCGUGGAGGCUUUAUGCAAAGGAGACAGGCUCAGGAGAACCGUAUUGGAGGAGAUCGGAGUGUCCACCAUGAGCUGGCCAAAUCCACACCAAGUGUUAGUGGUCGUUGCAUAAGAUGUGGGAGAAAUCACCCAGGACAGUGUUGGGAAUGCUACAGAUGCCAUAAGUUUGGACAUAUAGCUCGUAAUUGUCCAGAGAUGCAAGAGCAAACUCCCAGUUUUAGAUCCACAGUGCCCGAGAGAGUUUUUGCUCUGACUAGAGAGAAAGCUGGUACGUCUCCUAAUCUGAUUAGAGGUACUGUCUCUCUUCAAGGACAUAAUAUACCUAUGUUAUUUGAUUCUGGUGCCACUCAUUCUUUUAUUGCUGCAGAAUGUGCUUAA
Molecule: messenger RNA, 468 nt
Organism: Neltuma alba
Lineage: Eukaryota; Viridiplantae; Streptophyta; Magnoliopsida; Fabales; Fabaceae
Product: CCHC-type zinc finger protein CG3800-like
Exons: 1
Coding region: 1-468 (155 amino acids)
Biological process (GO): proteolysis
Molecular function (GO): aspartic-type endopeptidase activity; zinc ion binding; nucleic acid binding
Source: RefSeq, a predicted model, not a curated record